GCAUGCGCGGGUCCAGGAACCCGCGCGGGACCUGGUCUCAGCUAGGCCCCGUCGUACCUCCUACUGCUCUUCCUCCUGCGGCCCGGCCUUUCUUGGGUGCCGCUUCCGGGGUGCUCAGACCGGUUUCCGAGUGACCGCUGCCCGCUUUUUCCCUCUCCCCUACGCUCCUGGCCUCCCCCGACGCCAUAUACAGGCCGAUAGCUUGUUGCGGAACUUCCCCGCCCCCACCCCAACUCCGUCACGGAAAGCGCGCGUCGCGCUGCGCCCCAAGAGCCAAUCAGCAGCUGCCUUAGGCAACCAUGUCUGAGUCUGGGCAUAGUCAGCCUGGGCUCUAUGGGAUAGAGAGGCGGCGACGGUGGAAGGAGCCUGGCCCUGGCGGCCCCCAGAAUCUCUCUGGGCCUGGAGGUCGGGAGAGGGACUACAUUGCACCAUGGGAAAGAGAAAGACGGGAUGGCAGCGAAGAGACAAGCACCUCGGUCAUGCAGAAAACCCCCAUCAUCCUCUCAAAACCUCCAGCGGAGCGGUCAAAGCAGCCACCACCUCCCACUGCCCCUGCUGCCCCCGCUGCCCCCGCCCCGCUUGAGAAGCCCAUCGUCCUCAUGAAACCUCGGGAGGAGGGGAAAGGGCCUCCGGCUGCAGCAAAUGCCUCAACCCCCGAGGGCACUGCCCCGCCACCCCCUGCAGCCCCCGCGCCACCCAAGGGGGAGAAGGAGGGUCAGAGACCCACACAGCCUGUGUACCAGAUCCAGAACCGGGGCAUGGGCACUGCCGCACCAGCAGCCAUGGACCCUGUCGUGGGCCAGGCCAAGCUGCUGCCCCCAGAGCGCAUGAAGCACAGUAUCAAACUGGUAGAUGACCAGAUGAAUUGGUGUGAUAGUGCCAUUGAGUACCUACUGGACCAGACCGACGUAUUGGUGGUUGGUGUCCUGGGCCUCCAGGGGACAGGCAAGUCCGUGGUCAUGUCACUGUUGUCAGCCAACACUCCUGAGGAGGACCAGAGGGCAUACGUUUUCCGGGCCCAGAGCGCCGAAAUGAAGGAACGAGGGGGCAACCAGACUAGUGGCAUUGACUUCUUUAUUACCCAAGAGCGGAUUGUUUUCCUGGACACACAGCCCAUCCUGAGCCCCUCCAUCCUGGACCACCUCAUCAACAAUGACCGCAAGCUGCCUCCAGAGUACAACCUGCCCCACACCUACGUUGAGAUGCAGUCACUCCAGAUUGCUGCCUUCCUCUUCACGGUGUGCCACGUGGUGAUUGUUGUCCAGGACUGGUUCACGGACCUCAGUCUGUACAGGUUCCUCCAGACGGCCGAGAUGGUAAAGCCGUCCACCCCAUCCCCCAGCCACGAGUCCAGCAGCUCAUCCGGCUCUGAUGAGGGCACCGAGUACUACCCCCACCUGGUCUUCCUGCAGAACAAAGCUCGCCGGGAGGACUUCUGUCCUCGAAAGCUGAGGCAGAUGCACCUGAUGAUAGACCAGCUCAUGGCCCACUCCCACUUGCGCUACAAGGGUACUCUGUCCAUGUUACAGUGCAAUGUCUUCCCUGGGCUCCCACCUGACUUCCUGGACUCGGAGGUGAACUUGUUCCUGGUGCCCUUCAUGGACAGUGAAGCAGAGAGUGAAAACCCACCAAGAGCUGGACCCAGUUCCAGCCCACUCUUUUCCCUACUCCCUGGGUACCGGGGCCACCCCAGUUUCCAGUCUUUGGUGAGCAAGCUCCGGAGCCAAGUGAUGUCCAUGGCGCGGCCACAGCUGUCACACACAAUCCUCACUGAGAAGAACUGGUUCCACUACGCUGCCCGGAUCUGGGACGGGGUGAAAAAGUCCUCUGCCCUGGCAGAGUACAGCCGCCUGCUGGCGUGAGGCCGAGGGCAGGAAUGUCACGCAGAGAACCCCCUUCGGGGCCCCAGUGGAUGGCGAGGGAGCACGUCCUCACCACGAUGGGGUGGAGGGUGGCAGUAGGCCUGAUGGGCCAGGAACUGUUACUUUCUCGCCCAGAGACAUGAGGUGUCCUGGGCCGGGUCCCCCACCCUCACUGAAGCAUUGUUGAGGGGGGGACAUUGAGAUCCCACCCCCAGCCGGGGACGAGGCCGCCCGUCCUCAGUCCCCCAGGGACAGCUGGUGGCAGAAGUCUGAAUGGUCACCAGGAAGCCCAGGCUCCACCUUGACCUCCCUCUGCAGGGACAGGAGCAACAGGCCCUCUUCCCUGACCCCAAACCUUUUCAUACUGUGAGGCCGGGUCCGGGGAGCUCUCUGUUGGGGCACAUCUGGUGGUUCAAAUAAAAAGUCAUGCAAGCCUG
This is a messenger RNA of Manis pentadactyla (Chinese pangolin), 2299 nucleotides long. It is a transcript of the gene SMG9, whose product is annotated as SMG9 nonsense mediated mRNA decay factor. The record is from RefSeq and is a predicted model, not a curated record. Lineage: Eukaryota; Metazoa; Chordata; Mammalia; Pholidota; Manidae. Gene Ontology annotation, biological process: nuclear-transcribed mRNA catabolic process, nonsense-mediated decay. The transcript has 14 exons. Bases 300 to 1862 code for a protein of 520 amino acids.